UUUCUGUUUCUGAGCAACAAAUCCAACCUGGCCCGGCAAGAAACAAUUCAUAUCUCGUAAAAAAAUAGUGAUUCACCUGCAGCCAGGAGCUCUGCUGUUCCGCCAGCCCAGCCYGACAAUUCUUCAUGAAGCUGCUGCUGAUCGUCCUGGCUGCGGUUUCGGCGCUCGGGUUUGUGACUACAGAGAGACCAUCAUGUGUGAAACGUGCAGCGUUUUCCUCCACCAACUUUGAGAACAUCCUGACCUGGGAGACRGAGGCAGAGAUUCCCCCUGGCACCGUGUUUGAUGUCCAGUACAAGCAGUAUGGAGAGAAAUCCUGGCUCAGCAAGCGUGAGUGCCAGAGCAUCACUCRGCUCUUCUGCAACCUCUCACAAGAAACAGAGAAUUUCACGGAGCUCUACUACGGCCGGGUGAGGGCUCGGGGCUGCUCCUCCACUUGGGUUCACUCCGAGCGCUUCCAGCCCCACAAAGAGACCGUUAUAGGGCCACCAGAGCUGGAAUUUUUCCCCUUUGUGCGUUCCAUAAAAUUCCUGAUCCGUCCCCCGCUGACCCCGCUGCGGGGGGAGGAUCAGCAGCAGCUCACGGUGGAGGACAUUUACAGCAAAUUCCAGAGUGUGGAUUAUCAGCUGAUAAUGUUCAACCCGAGGACACGGCAGCAGUGGACAAAGACUGAGCACAACAAAGAAUUUGAGGUUUCCAACCUGGACCCGGACACUGAGUACAAUGGNACUGGCUGUGUCAUUUUUCUAACCCGUUUCUCUGUUUUUCUCUCCCCAUCCCCAGACAGGACGUGGAUUCUGUAUUUUUUGGUGGCUCUGGCAUUCUGUGCCGGGCUCCUCUUUGCUGCUGUGGCUUUUGUGAUUUACAAAUACAUCAAAGAGCGCCGUGCCCAGCCCCGAGCCCUGGAUUUCAGAGGGAUCCCAUCGUUCCAGCCCCUCACGCUGACAGUGGAGCACAUCAUAAAACCCCUGAAUUUAUCCAAACCUUCCCUUUUCCUCCCCGAAGUGCAGCUGGCACAGAUGAGCCAACACUUAGACUGGGCUUUGGAGCCAGCCCGGCCUUUCUGUCCCUACCAGCAGCAAAUUGAAAUUCCAACAUUCCAGCUGCCCCCUCGACAUUCCCAGCUGGAAAUCCUGAUGGAUUAUGCUCCCCAAAAAGCUGAGCAGAGCAUCCCUGCUGGCAAAAAYCUGGCCCUGACCUAUGGGGUGUGCGGGGAUGGCACAGAGAGCAGAUCACAACCCCAGCAGAUGCUGAAGGAACCUUCUCCAGAUGUUUCUGUGCUUGGAGAGCUCCAAACGGGGCUGGGAAAGAGCUGCAACCACUGGGAUUACAAAGAGCAGCAGCCAAAGGUGGCCCUGGGGAAGGGCAGGGACAGAUUGGAGUCAGUCGUGCUGCAGAUGCUGGAAAACGAAAACUGUGGGUCCCAACUGGAAAAUGCAGAAUGUCUGGAAAAUGCAGACUGUGUGUCCCCACUGUCCCUGUCCCUGCUGGAGCACAGGGGAUGUUACAGACAGCAGGCAAAGCUGCCACCACUGYUGGCUGCAGAAAAAACUGACCCAGAUUAUGCCCCUGAGGAUCCACUGCUGCCUCCUCUGUCAGCUGCUCUCCUGCUCUCGGUCAGGACUGGGGAUGAUUUCCCUGAGGAGAAUUCCCAGGAGCAGUGGAUGCUGCUGGAAUCGUUCCCAUAUUCUGCACAGAAAGUGAAAAUGGCAGAGAUUGAGGAUGUGGAAAUGUUCCCARUGGAGAAAAAGCUGAGCUGCACAGAACUGAGCACAGAGCCCAGCUCAGCACACACCAGCACUCCUCUCACCAUGCUCUUCAAAGAUUUGGACUUAAAAGUGCAGUGGGAUGAGGAUGAGAGCACGGGAUUUUAUUAGGAUGGUUUUGUGGUGUUAAAAUCCUGUUUGUGUUUUCUUGUGUGGAGCAGAAGCGAUGCAAAAACCCAGCUAAGCCUGGCUCUAUGAACACAGCACAAACCCAGCUAAGCCUGGCUUUAUGAACACAGCACGGGGCUUCAGACUGAUCCAUCGUGGACUUUGAGUCCUUUACUGAUAAAAUAACUCCUUGUUAUACUGCAAUUCUGUGUGUUUGCACUUAAACAACAGGCCUUUGUUUCUUUUAUAUUCUCAAAUUUAUUACGYAUUGGAUUACUUUAAAAGCUGAGCUAAGAUUCACUCCCAGCUCCAGAUUCAGCUGACUGAAAAUGCAGCAAAAUUCACAGCAGAAACUGUCUUUGCUCUUUACCAACACCAAAGAUCCAGAGGUUCCCACUCUGAAGAAAUUCAGGGAUGCAAACCUAAAAGAAUUUAUGUUUCCCACCCUUUGAAGAAAUUCAGGGAUGCAAACCUAAAAGAAUUUAACGUAUUUUGGUACAGCAGAAAGAGUAAAUAGACAUUUGGAGAAAUGACUCUUGGAAAACAGAAUUCUGCUUGCCUGGGAUGGACUUUGCCUCUAAAGGAGUCCUUGAAACUGGGGAACAGCUCCUGAGGCAGCAGUUGUGUAAAACACACCCCUGUUCUGCUGAGCUUUUAAUACCUGUACUAAGAUAAAGCCAUUUUUAAUACCUGUACAGAGAUAAAGCCAUUUUUAAUACCUGUACUAAGAUAAAGCCUUUUUCAUCUCUGCAGCAGAUUCAUGCAGCCUUGGCCCAGUUCUGAGAUUUCUCAGCUGCCGUUUCUUCAUUUUUCUCUGCAAUAAUCACACAUUUUUUU
Molecule: messenger RNA, 2711 nt
Organism: Malurus melanocephalus (red-backed fairy wren)
Lineage: Eukaryota; Metazoa; Chordata; Aves; Passeriformes; Maluridae
Gene: IL22RA1
Product: interleukin 22 receptor subunit alpha 1
Exons: 8
Coding region: 126-1877 (583 amino acids)
Molecular function (GO): protein binding
Source: RefSeq, a predicted model, not a curated record